Cercospora beticola is the source of this 2737-nucleotide messenger RNA. Its product is annotated as beta-glucosidase. NCBI's taxonomy places the organism in Eukaryota, Fungi, Ascomycota, Dothideomycetes, Mycosphaerellales, Mycosphaerellaceae. Gene Ontology annotation, molecular function: beta-glucosidase activity. Gene Ontology annotation, biological process: glucan catabolic process. The record is from RefSeq and is a predicted model, not a curated record.
ACAAGUAGUGGCAUGGCCGUGUCACUGAGAGUUCCUUUGGUGCUUUCUAGUUCUCGUCGCUGAGAACAGACUUUCGCUUCUUCCUUUCCAGAGCCCGAUCGGAGUGCACAGCAUGGUCCUUCCUCGUGCUGCGCUGCUGGCGCUCCUGCCAGCUGUCUGUGCACAGCUGCAGCCGUUUGCCAACAACACUGGAGAGAACCUUGACUUCGCGGAGAGCCCGCCAAAAUACCCUUCUCCAUGGUCGGAAGGUCUUGGUGACUGGCGAGAGGCAUACGAGAAGGCAGUGGCAUUUGUCUCGCAGCUGACACUGCUCGAGAAAGUGAACCUCACCACGGGUGUCGGAUGGGAAGGCGAGAAGUGCGUCGGUAACACUGGCGCCAUUCCACGUUUGGGAUUCAGAUCUCUAUGUCUUCAGGACUCUCCUCUCGGCAUUCGAUUCGCAGACUUCGCCAGUGCGUACCCUGCCGGAGUUACUAUUGCAGCGACAUGGAGCCGCGAGCUGUUCUACAAGCGAGGCCACGACAUGGGUUCUGAACACAGAGACAAGGGCAUCGACGUUCAGCUGGGCCCUGCAAUCGGACCUCUUGGGCGUAAUGCCGCAGGCGGUCGAAACUGGGAGGGCUUCAGUCCCGAUCCAUCUCUGACCGGUGUUGCGGUCUACGAGACUGUCAAGGGUAUUCAGGAUGCUGGUGUCAUUGCAUGCACGAAGCACUAUAUUGCGAACGAGCAGGAGCACUUCAGACAAGGUGGUCCAAACCUCACUGAAUCGAUUAGCUCCAACCUGGACGAUGUUACCAUGCACGAGCUGUAUCUGUGGCCUUUCGCCGACGCUGUCCGUGCUGGUACUGGCUCAAUCAUGUGCUCGUACAACCAAGUGAAUAACUCAUACGCCUGCCAAAACAGCUAUUUACAGAAUUAUCUGUUAAAAAGUGAACUGGGUUUCCAGGGAUUUAUCGUAUCGGAUUGGGCUGCUCAGCAUUCGGGUGUCAGCAGUGCACUCGCAGGCUUGGACAUGACUAUGCCCGGCGACGUUGCCUUUGAUUCAACAACAUCCUACUGGGGUCCAAACUUGACUAUUGCUCUUCUUAACGGCACGGUUCCACAAUGGCGUCUGGACGAUGCCGCUGUGCGUAUCGUGGCUGCCUGGUACUACGUCGAUCGUCCUGGUAACCAGGUUGAGAAUGCACCGAGCUUCUCUUCAUGGACCCAGGACACUUUCGGCUUCCAGCACUUCUACGCUCAGCAGAACUACACCCAGUUGAACUACCAUGUGGAUGUUCGCGCAGAGCAUGCAAAGGACAUCCGAGAAUUCGCUGCCAAGGGAACUGUGCUACUUAAGAACAAAGGGGCCCUCCCACUCACCGGCAAGGAGAAGCUCACGGCAAUUUUUGGCAGCGACGCCGCUGAGAAUCAAUAUGGUCCAAACGGCUGUCCUGACAGGGGAUGUGACAACGGGACGCUUGCCAUGGGCUGGGGAUCCGGCACUGCACAGUUUCCAUACCUGAUCACCCCUCUAGAGGCCAUCAAAGCCGAGGUUCGCAGCAACGAUGGUGCUAUCGAAUCUGUCAUCGACGACUAUGCCUACAGCCAGAUCAACGCGCUUGCACGAAGGGUCCCGGACAACGACGGCGUGUGUCUUGUGUUCGCCAACUCGGACGCCGGCGAGGGUUACAUCAUUGUGGACGGUAAUGAGGGAGACAGGAACAACCUUACCCUCUGGCACAACGGCGACGAUCUUAUCAGGAACGUGACCAGCUUCUGCAACAACACUGUCGUUGUGCUGCACACUGUUGGAGAAGUCACUGUCACUCCGUGGUUUGACAACGAAAACAUCACUGCAAUUGUCUGGGCUGGUAUUCCUGGCCAGGAAUCAGGUAAUGCCAUCACUGACGUCCUCUACGGCAAAGUCAACCCAGGCGGCAAGACUCCGUUCAGCUGGGCCAGGCAACGCGAGGACUACGGCACCGACGUCCUUUACGAGCCGAACAAUGGAGAAGAUGCGCCCCAGGACUCGUUCGAGGAAGGCGUCUUCAUCGAUUACCGUGCUCUGGACAAGUACAACCGCACGCCUAUCUACGAGUUCGGAUUCGGACUAUCAUACACGACAUUCUCGUUCUCCGAUUUGCAAGUGCAAGCACACCAAGUCGCGCCAUACACCCCGACAACGCGCAACACCCCACCGGCUCCUACCUUUGGUACCAUCGCCAACAACACAGAGGAAUACGUCCUUCCAGCCAACUUCUCUGGUGUCUACGCUUACAUCUACCCUUACAUCAACUCGACCAACCUGGAAGAGUCCAGCACCGACCCAGAUUAUGGCACCGACUACAGCUGGCCAGAGGGCUCGUACGACUCUUCUGCGCAGCCAUAUGCUCCAGCAGGUGGUGCUCCCGGUGGCAAUCCACAGCUUUACGAUGUUCUCUUCACCGUCACUGCCACUGUCACAAACACCGGUUCCGUAGUCGGCGACGAAGUGCCACAGCUUUACGUGGCACUGGGUGGCCCCAAUGAUCCAAAGGUCCAGCUCCGUGACUUUGACCGCUUGACGAUCGAGGCAGGUGCCAGCGCCACCUUCACCGGCAACAUCACUAGGAGGGACCUGAGCAACUGGGAUACCGCUUCUCAGAACUGGGUCAUUUCCAACUACACUAAGACUGUGUACGUUGGUAACUCCAGUCGCAGACUGCCGCUCAGCGCAGUGUUGGACUUGAGCCAGAGCGGUCCUGGUGGAUAUUAG